Entelurus aequoreus (snake pipefish) is the source of this 2943-nucleotide messenger RNA. RefSeq names its product solute carrier family 8 member B1 (gene slc8b1). The coding region runs from base 245 to 2017 and encodes 590 amino acids. The transcript has 15 exons. Gene Ontology annotation, molecular function: calcium:sodium antiporter activity. Gene Ontology annotation, cellular component: membrane. Lineage: Eukaryota; Metazoa; Chordata; Actinopteri; Syngnathiformes; Syngnathidae. The record is from RefSeq and is a predicted model, not a curated record. Gene Ontology annotation, biological process: calcium export from the mitochondrion; intracellular calcium ion homeostasis.
CUUUAGGUGAAGUGUACACACUACUUACAGUACAGUACGCUGGAUUUUUUUUUAGACAUUUUACCAGUCAGACUUGUAAAGACAUGUAAACGUUCUUCUCGUAUACUUUUAUUGUUCGACUGCCGUCCUCUUUUGGAGGCGUUUAUGUCGAAAAACGGGAAAGUCGAGCACACGAAGCCACCCUGCGCGGUCUAGUCGUGUAUCUGUCACCAGGAUGGACGUGUCUCCUGGAUAGAAAACAGCCAUGACUUGUUGGACUUCUUGUUUGUCUGUCCUGGUGGGGACUUUGUUGUUGUUGCACCAGCAGGCCUACUCGGACUCUUCUGUCCUCUCCCACACAGGUGUGCGAGUGAAAAGAGGGUCCUUGAACGCCUCACUGGCUGUCACGUCUGAGAUAAACACCAACGACCAGUGUGACUAUGUGAUGAACAUCAGCGCUGCGGACCGCUGUGCAUUUGUGAAGAACACAUCAGACUGUAAACUGGGAGAUGGCUUCAUCAACUAUCUACAAGCAGUCUUCUGUUUGCUUCCACCUGACCUCUCACCCCUCACCGUCACGCUUUGUGUUAUAUGGCUGCUCUUUUUGUUCCUUGUCCUUGGCCUCAUGGCGUCUAAGUUUUUCUGUCCCAACCUGUCGGCCAUCUCCACCAGUCUGCACCUCACUCACAACGUCGCUGGCGUGACCUUUCUGGCUCUUGGUAACGGAGCUCCAGACAUCUUCAGUGCCAUAGCAGCCUUCUCCCGCCCUCACACUGCUGGACUGGCGGUCGGAGCGUUAUUCGGAGCUGGCAUAUUCGUCACCACCGUCGUCGCCGGCAGCGUGGCGCUCGUCAAACCUUUCGCUGUGGCCUCUCGUCCUUUUCUGCGAGACGUCAUCUUCUACAUGGUGGCCGUGUUCUGGACUUAUGUCAUCCUGUUCAGAGGAACCACCACGUUUGGAGAAACACUGGGGUACCUGGGCCUCUACGUGGUGUAUGUGGUGACAGUAAUCAUCAGUGCGUACAUCUACAACCGACAAAAGCGUUUGAUUAAUGGAAGGAUCGAAGGUGUUCCACAUAUUCAAGCCGAGUUUGAGUCGUCUGACUUGUAUGACGACGACGUUCCCUGCUUGCCAGCUGGGAUGCACCAACCGGAAUAUGAGUCUGAGUACAGACCCCUUCUGCAGUACACUCAGUCUACCAGCCAGAUCUUACUGAGCUCACUCAACCCAGUGGAUAACAGGAGGUGGAGGAGGGAAUCGUGGAAGUGGAGAGUCGUCAAAAUAUUGAAGACCCCUGUGGAGUUCUUGCUGCUGCUGUGCAUUCCUGUCGUUGAUCUUGAUAAAGAGGACAAGAACUGGAGACGCCCACUCAACUGUCUUCAUUUGGUCACUGCCCCCCUCGUGUGUGUGCUCGUCUUCCAGUCUGGACUAUUUGCACAUUAUCUGAUCGAAGGACAGUUUCCUGUGUGGCUGCUGACUUUUCUCCUGGGACUCUUCCUGUCUGCUAUUGUCUUCUGCAGCACCACCAAUGAGUGUCCCCCGAGGUACCACCCAAUCUUUUCUCUGGUGGGCUUCGUGGUGAGCGCGGUCCUGAUCAGUGCGGCGGCUUCAGAGGUGGUCAGUCUUCUGCACAUGCUGGGUGUGGUGCUGAGUCUCAGUAACACCGUGCUGGGGUUGACUCUCCUCGCUUGGGGAAACAGUAUUGGAGACUGUUUUUCAGACAUCACCAUUGCAAGACAAGGCUAUCCAAGGAUGGCGAUAUCAGCCUGCUUUGGAGGCAUCAUUUUCAACAUGCUGUUUGGAGUUGGCUUGGGCUGUCUGGUGCAGAUGAUGAAAACACACACAGACGUGCAGCUGGAACCGGAGGGAACGUUGACGUGGGUUCUGGCAGGAUCGCUGGGGUUGUCUCUGGUCUUUUCUUUCGUCGUCGUUCCACUGAGCCGCUUCCACUUGGGACGACCGUACGGCAUUGUCCUCCUCGUCUUCUACACCGUCUUCCUGGUGGUCGCGCUGCUCACCGAGUUCGGCUCCAUCUAAGACGGACACACUGUGACUUUCAAGCACUUAUUUUACCGCACUUGACUACUGCCAACAAGCUUGCUGGGUUUUUAUAUUCAUGGAGAAAAGCAGCUUUUGCUCAGGAAGGACUGAAGACUAGUGUGCCAAAAAUCUGAUAAACACUUUUUUAGAUGAAUAGGGGCAGAAUCAUACCUUUUGCUGUUCACUAAAUGUAAUGUGAAGCAGUCUGUGCCUUUUUACAUAUUGUUACACUGGUUUUUAAAUAUAAUUUUUGCAAAUUCUGUAAAUUACUGGUCAGAAACACACAUUUGAAGAGUUUAUUAAAAAGCAGCAGUUAUACAAAAUAGACCAUUUUGGAUUUGAGCUGCAAAAGGAGUGUGUCCAAACUAUUUGUUAUUAAUACUGAUCAGAAGAGCCACAGAACUAAGGCAUGAGGUUUAAAUAUAGGUACAACUAAAAAAAUCUGAAUAUCAUGCAAAAUUUGUCAAUUUCAGCAAUUAGAUUUAAAAAGUGAAACCAAUACAUGACAUAGGCUCAUAACUUGCAACUCAAUAUAUUUCAAGCUUUCUUUUGAUAUAAUUUUGAUGAUUAUGGCUUGCAGCUUAUGAAAACCUCAAAUUGCAAAAACUGUAAGCCACGAUGAUCAAAAUGAUAAAUAAAAGGCUGGACAUACUGUAUCUCCCUUUGCAUGUUUUGCAGUUUGCAGUUGAUAUCCCAUAUUAGUUUCACAUUUGAAGUUGAAUUGCUGAAAUAAUGGAACUUUUGCACGAUAUUCCUAUGUGGCGUUUCACCUGUACAACAUUUACUGACUACAGUUAAGGCGCUGUGAAGUAUAACAAUAAUAUAAUUUAAUACAGUACAAAGACAAAUUGAUUUGUUUUUAGUAAAUAUACAAAACCUAUUUGGACGCCAUGUCUAAAAAGGAGUAACCUUUGACCCCGAAG